CGGUAAAUAGAUUUCGAAAAGAGGCGUGGAGUCUCCGUCUCAUACAAGACGAGUGCGCAGCAGGUGGGCGGCGGGCAUGGCUGCCGCGAGCUUCUCGGCCGUCGCAGUUCCCAUCAAGAGCGGCCGCUCUGCUGUGACCAUCCUCCGGCGGCUACUUGCAUCCGCUCGCCCUCUUCACUUCCUGGCUCAAUCCCAAUCCCCUCGCAGAGGGCUGUGCCAGGUCGCGCAUGCCGUGAAGCCGGUGGUCGUGGACUCGACCCUCAAAGGGAUUAGCGACAGAAAUAUAGCCGAGGCCGUAAAUAACAUUCUUGAAAUGGCAAGGCGGGCUACGACGAGAAGAGAGGUGCUUCACACAGACUUUCUCACUCCACCUGUUGUUAAGGAGUCAAUUUUGGCGCUAGAAAAGCUGGCCGAUGUCAAAGCAGUAUCUCAGGGUGGUUAUCCACAGGCAGAACGUUGCCGCCUGUCUGUUGGACAUCCAGAUGACAUGCCAACUGACCCAGAUGUUGUUGCUGCUUUGAGCAUCACAGGGAACUUCACGUUUGAUGCUUGUUCUCAUGGUGAUUUCCUCGGUGCAAUUCUGGGCACAGGGAUAGUAAGAGAAAAGGUUGGAGAUAUCUUGUUGCAGGGAGAAAAGGGAUCCCAAGUCAUCGUUGUUCCAGAGCUUACUGACUUUCUUAUGUCGACAUUGGAUAAGGUUGGUAAUAUUUCUGUGACUUGCAGGCCAAUACCAUUGCUCGCUUUAGAAUAUGAGCCACCGAAGACUAAAACAUUUAGAACUGUUGAAUCAUCGCUGAGGGUUGAUGCACUGGCUAGUGCAGGCUUCAAAAUAUCUCGCUCAAAACUUGUUGACUUGAUCAGCAAUGGAGAUGUGCGGGUUAACUGGUCACCAGUGAUGAAAAAUGGAACCACACUCAAGACAGGAGAUGUUGUUUCUGUUAGUGGAAAAGGGAGGUUGAAGAUUGGUGAGAUAACAACAACAAGGAAAGGGAAAUAUGCCAUCGAAUUGAUCUGUUAUCUGUAGGCUCUGUGGAACCUGAGCUUAUCCACCAGAAGUUCCACUGUUGGUUGAAGACAUUCACCGGCACUAGGACCUCAAAUAGCAAGAUGAAUUGGAAAACCAUGAUUUCUCAUUGUCCAAAGAUCAUGUUCUGACAAAUUUGGACAGCAUAAACAGCCAAAUUAUUGGUUUAACUGUUUUUGUCCUUGAGCUUAAUGUGUUGAUUAUAUUUGGUAAAGUAAUGUGUGGAUAUUUAUCUUUUGAUUGAAAUGUGAGAAAAAAAAUAACUGCUAUUAUAUGAGUUUCUUAAUAUUGAAGGUUUUAACCUGGUAAUUUACUAGGGGGUUUCAGGCCCUUAGCUUAGCUUUUGUUGAAAUUGUUUUGGCAGGUCAGGUACUGGACUUGAUGUGAAGACUGAUCCUUCUUCUAUGGUGGGGGCGGGUCGAUUCAGACCCGGAAUGCAGCAUCUUGUGGAAUUAAGCGUCACAUGGGGCUACUCAAGGAAGUUUCAGGUCUUUGGAUUUGGUAUUUGAUUUGAGAUUUCAGAUGAGAAAGUUGGAUUCUUCACAUGUGACUUUGUCUUCAUCGUUAAAAUUGUCAUACCAUUUGCCUACUUAUACAGAUUGUUUAUGUGCGCUAUGAGUACUGCCCAAAGUUAGCACCUUAAAUUUAAUUGUGAUGAGAGAGAGAGAGAGAGAGAGAGAGAGAGAGAGAGAGUGAGAGAUAUGGGUGAUGGAGUCAAGGUCUGUGUUUCAUUUGUUUGUUUGUCGUCUUUACCCACUUUUCUUUUACAAGACGGAUUUGGUCAA
Molecule: messenger RNA, 1809 nt
Organism: Musa acuminata subsp. malaccensis (wild Malaysian banana)
Lineage: Eukaryota; Viridiplantae; Streptophyta; Magnoliopsida; Zingiberales; Musaceae
Molecular function (GO): RNA binding
Source: RefSeq, a predicted model, not a curated record